AUGGCCAUGAUUUGAACAGUUAUAUAACGCCCUCCCUGUUAAAAGGAAAAUAUAUUGUUAAGUGUGCUAUUAUAGAAAACUGGCAGGGUUUUAGUAUUGGUAAAAAGGUGGAAGAGCCAGAGAGGUCUGCCUGUUCAUUUAUUUGUAUCCCAGAAUGACAGUAAUGAAACAGAAAAAUUAUACUAGUGAUUUUUUUAAAAUAAAAAAGAAAGUUCAUAGAAGGGUCAUAGUUGCAUAUGCUGGUCAAGUCAGGUACCAGAAGAAGAUCAUCCAAUAGUCACUUCAACUAAAGAACCUGGAGUCAAUAGCACCACUUCCCCAGGAAAAAAGUAAAGUGAUUGGUGAAGGCAAGCAAUGGUAUCAGAAUCAGAGACAUGUCUCUUUUACAGGAAACAAACCCAACUACCCCUUCUGUAUCAUAAACUGUAUAUAUACAUCCCAAUCCUUUCAUAUGAAUGUAUACAUCAACCCCCUUUCUGUCUUUUAAUUUAUUUCACUGUGAUAUACAUCCAUUGUAUUUUGCAUCAUCAACUUGAGUGCUCAGUUCAGAAUUUCAGAUAAGAGAGAUGGCUUCAUCAUCAAAAAAUAUUGUAGUCACUGUGGCUUUCAUCUUUUUUCUCACAUUCCUUCCUCCCAAAUCAGAUGGGGUCAUGCUUUUAAGCAUGAGGAGUGAGAGUUUGCAGCAAAAGAAGAUGAUUUUUGGAUCAAAGCCACCAGGUUGUGUAAGCAAGUGCUUGAAUUGCAGGCCUUGCGUGCCUACAAUAUUGGUCAUUCAUUCUCACAAGAAGAACAAGGAGAUGAUGAUGAUGAGUAGUAGAAGAGAGUACUACUCAUCAUCCCAUGAAGGAGGAGAUGAUGAUGAUACAUACUAUCUUCUUUCAUGGAAAUGCAAAUGUGGGGAUAAGCUAUUUCAACCUUAAUUAGUCUCUCAAUCAUUCUCUAUAAUCAUAUAUAUAUACAUAUAUAUAUAUAUAUGUAUGUAUGUAUGUAUAUAUAUAUGGUAUAUAUGGUGUCAAACCUUAAUAUACUGAUCUGUGUGUAGUUCCUUUUUCAAUCUUCUACGACUGUUCUUUUCACCUCAUCUCUUCAGUAUUUAUAUAUAUGUAUGCAAGGAAAGGCUGACAAUUCAUCACCAACCACAACUGUGAGGUUUUUGGAAGAUGUUGUCCUCAGUGAGUCAGUGACUCUUAUUUACCUUUGGGUGAGCAUUGGAUAAAUCCAUCGAGCAUGCGUAUUAGUCCACAAACUACACUUGUCAAUCAAUGAAAGAUACAUGUGUAAACUCAUAUUUUUGAAGAGAACAUGACUAAUAUGCACCUUAUUAUCAGGCCAACACUAUGUCCUUACUCGAAGUGUCAGCCAAUGAAAAAUACAUGUGUAAACUCAUACUUCCGAAGAGAAUCAUGCCAACACCAUGUCUAUAUAUAUCUCAAUUAGAAACAAAAAGCUAUAUCUCAAGUACAUACUCUCGUCCAUGAACCAUGAUUCCCCUGUAAUAACUGGGAUUAGAGAAUACAUGAUCUCAAUUUAAGUACACUGUUGUUGGUAUCUGAUUUUGGCCCACGAAACAACCCAUGGUUAGGCCCACGAAACAGCCCAUGUAGGCCCAACUCAAUUAGUAUAUAGCCCUUCAAAAAUGAAAUGAAACUCCAAAACGCUCGGAAGCCCAAAUUUCUUCGUAUGGCAAUGCUCUCUCCACCAGUCGCGCACUUUGCGACCCUCAAAUACUCCUCCUCCUCCUCGGGACCUUCGCCUCUGCCUUGUCUCCAAAACCAUCGUCCACCGCCUUAUCUCAGGAGCAAUCGUUAUGCAUGCCUUGUACUCUGUUCCGCCGCUUCUCUGCCUCCGCCAGGACCCAAUCGGCCGCCUCAAAAAGACCCUUCCCGACUAACAGGUUUUACUUCUUCUUUCUCAAGAUUCCAGGAUCAUGUCCGGAUCUUCUUCGCUGUUCUUUUUUGGUUGUCUUUGUUCUUUUGGUCUUCCGCAUGGGAUGGAAGGAACAACAGUAGACGAGAUAAGGGAUCUCGUCCCAGAAGAUGACCUAGAAAGUUUGUAAUAUAUAUAUAUCGGAUGUAGAGCAGUAGAGGUUGUUAUACUAGAAUGUAGCAAGAAUUCAGCAUUGUAUAUUUAGUCAUAAAUGCUAGCUGUUUUUAUUUUCUUUUUUCUUAGUUCAGCUGAGUUGGUGAAUCAUUUCAUACGAAUGAAUAUAUGACAAAAAUGAUUUGUU
Tripterygium wilfordii is the source of this 2227-nucleotide messenger RNA. Its product is annotated as EPIDERMAL PATTERNING FACTOR-like protein 8. Lineage: Eukaryota; Viridiplantae; Streptophyta; Magnoliopsida; Celastrales; Celastraceae. The transcript is spliced from 3 exons. Gene Ontology annotation, biological process: stomatal complex development; guard cell differentiation. The record is from RefSeq and is a predicted model, not a curated record. Bases 567 to 920 code for a protein of 117 amino acids.